AUGUCCGAUGCUAAACCAUUAGAUAUUAUCAUCGUCGGUGCCGGGAUAUCCGGGCUGGCAGCAGCUGGGGCUCUCGGGAGACAGGGUCAUCGAGUCGUGGUCCUGGAGAAGUCCAAGUUCAACAAAGAGACCGGCGCGGCAAUAAACGCACCCCCCAACUGCACCGCCCUGCUGGAGUGGAUGGAUAUUGACCUGCGGGACCAUGGAGGGACACUGAUGGAGGAAGAAUACUUCCUCGUCCAUAGAUGCGACUUGCACGGUGCUCUGAAGAGGCAGGCAUUGAAAACGGCGAAAAUAUAUACCAGCUGCGACAUUGUGUCUAUCAACGCGACCACCAACCGUCCUUCAGUCACGCUCGACGACGGGCGCGUUUUUGUAGGAGACUUGUUGAUCGGUGCAGACGGACUCCACUCAAUUGUUCGCCCAAAAAUCGCACCCAACGCACCCUCACCCACUCCCGCAGACAAAUCCUGUUUCCGCUGGCUGCUGUCGGCAAGCGAUAUUCGAAAACUCAAGACCACGAAGCAUGUAGUCCGAAGAGGGGCGCUGAUGGAAUGGGCAGAAGUCGGCAAAGCUCGGCUCGUGAUGUACCCAUGCUCGAACAACGAAGUGUUGAACCUUGUUGCAUUCAUGCCAACUGCUGAAGUAGGAAAACUGACUGAGGGGUACGAAGCGACCGGAAAUAAGGGAGUUUUGACCACUGGCUUCGAGAGAUUCUGCCCUGCCGUUCGAGAGCUCAUCGAUCGGGCCGGUGAGGAUCUGAAGGUAUGGCAGCUCUAUAAUAUGGCAGCCCUUCCGCGCUAUGUGAUUGAACACGCGGCGCUGAUCGGAGACGCGGCGCAUCCCUUUCAGCCAUAUUUGGGACAAGGAGGCGCCAUGGCAAUUGAAGAUGCCGUAUCGCUCGCGAUCUUCCUACCGAUGGGAACAGCAGCGAAAGACAUUCCGCAGCGCCUGAAGCUCUACGAAAACACCCGACGGCCACGAGUCGAGCUGGCGCUACACUACACGGCGCUGAACGCCCGAAACGAGGAUCAAGAAAGCAUGGACCCGGAAACCGCGGCGGAGAUCGCGAAAGUUAUGGGCCAGAUAGGCGCACAUAAUGAGGUGGCUCACUCAACAGCAGUCCUGCAAGAGGCUCUCACGCGCUGCGCGCCCGAGCGUCGAGCUGAAUGUGACAGCAACGCAUCCGAGCCAGAACUGGGAAACCGAUUACCCACUGACCUCCCUUCCUCUCUCGGCCAAGCUUGA
Molecule: messenger RNA, 1248 nt
Organism: Aspergillus mulundensis
Lineage: Eukaryota; Fungi; Ascomycota; Eurotiomycetes; Eurotiales; Aspergillaceae
Exons: 7
Coding region: 1-1248 (415 amino acids)
Molecular function (GO): FAD binding; monooxygenase activity
Source: RefSeq, a predicted model, not a curated record